This is a messenger RNA of Stomoxys calcitrans (stable fly), 2083 nucleotides long. Its product is annotated as proliferation-associated protein 2G4. Lineage: Eukaryota; Metazoa; Arthropoda; Insecta; Diptera; Muscidae. The record is from RefSeq and is a predicted model, not a curated record. The transcript is spliced from 8 exons. Bases 127 to 1308 code for a protein of 393 amino acids.
AAUAACGGGUCUCCAUUUCCUUCGCGUUGGUACGAACGUCACUGUAUUUGUGUAUUUGGGGUGCUCGCGAAGUAAUAUUUGUGUAAUUUAAUUGUGAUUGAAGAAACUUGACGGACGGUCUUAAAUAUGGCAGAAAUCGAAAAGGAAGAGAAAACAAUUGCCGAGGAUUUGGUGGUAACAAAAUACAAAUUGGCGGGAGAAAUUGUAAACAGAACUUUAAAGGCUGUUAUUGAUCUCUGUGUUGUCGGUGCUUCCGUGAGAGACAUUUGCACAAAAUCCGAUAAUCUUCUCACAGAGGAAACAAGCAAGGUCUACAAAAAAGAAAAGGAUCUGAAAAAAGGUAUUGCAUUCCCCACCUGCCUAUCUGUUAACAAUUGCGUGUGCCACUUUUCUCCGUCCAAAAAUGAUCCUGACUAUGAAUUGAAGGAUGGUGAUGUGGUCAAAAUUGACAUGGGCGCCCACAUUGAUGGUUUUAUUGCUGUGGCGGCACAUACUGUCAUUGUAGGCUCCUCGGGUGACAAGAAAGUUACAGGACGUCAAGCUGAUGUUACCUUGGCCGCUUAUUGGGCGGUUCAGGCUGCUUUAAGACUUCUUAAAUCCGGAAAUAAUAACUAUGCCAUCACCGAAGCAGUACAACAAAUCAGCGAAUCCUACAAGUGCAAACCCAUUGAGGGCAUGUUGAGCCAUGAACUGAAACAAUUCAAAAUCGAUGGUGAAAAAACAAUUAUACAAAAUCCUAGCGAGGCUCAGCGAAAGGAGCACGAAAAGUGUACCUUUGAAACCCAUGAAGUCUACGCCAUUGAUGUUAUUGUCAGUACGGGUGAAGGUAUUGGUCGAGAGAAGGACACUAAAGUUUCAAUUUACAAAAAAACCGAUGAGAAUUACAUGCUGAAAUUGAAAACAUCCCGUGCUCUCUUGGCUGAGAUUAAAACAAAAUAUGGCAAUAUGCCCUUCAAUAUUCGCAACUUUGAUGAGGAGACUAAGGCUCGUAUGGGUGUUGUAGAAUGCAUGUCACACAAAAUGAUUGAGCCCUUCCAAGUGUUGUAUGAAAAACCAAGCGAGUAUGUGGCCCAAUUCAAGCAUACAGUUUUAUUGAUGCCAAAUGGAGUGAAUUUGGUUACUGGCGUGCCCUUCGCAAUUGAAAACUUUGCUAGCGAAUAUAGCAUAGCACAGCCUGAACUUAAGGAACUUGUGGCCACUCCAUUGGGACCAACAAAGAAGGGCAAAGGUCAUGCUAAGAAAAAGGCUGCCCCUGCUGGAACAGAUGCUGCCGCUCCCGCACCAGCUGCCGUGGAGACCAAGGCCUGAAAUGACUCUGAAACUGCUGCUACUGCCUUUCGCAAUAAGAACAACCCAUAGAGUAACAUCAAGCAAGCAAUACAUUGAAGAGUCUACAAAAGAAAAACUCUACACCAAUUACAACACCUACAACAAGAAGAAGAAAACCAGCAACAUGUUUCACAACCCAAUCUGACGUUCCACCAAUACAUCCCCAACAAACUGUUGGUUGUCAGAGCGUAUAAAAAGUUUGCUAAGCAUCAUGUGCUAACCAUAAUGAUCAGGCUUGUGGCAAACUAAAUAAACUCUUAUAGCUAACACUUGUUACCACUUCUAAUUGAGUCAAUCAAUUUGUAUACCUAUCCAAACUCCUUUCUCCCCCCCCCCCCCCCCCCCCCCCCCCCACACACACACACACCCACACCCACUCAACAAACACUUUCCCCUCCAACAUUGCGUAUUUUAUUACCAAUACCUUCUUUAUAUUAUAAAAUUUGAAGGCAAAUUUUAUAAUUUUUAUAUUUUUAUUCGAUAAAAAAAAACAAAAAUAGAAACAAAUUCAUUAAGCGGACAAUGAAAUCUAAAUAAGAACAAAGAAAGUAAACAACAACACACACACUUACACACACACAAGUCUGUCAUAUAAAUAUUAUAAUAUCUCAUUGAGGAUAUUGAGAUGAUUUUUAAAAAAUUGUCUAUUGAGUUUGAAUUCGUUUUUUCCAAAAUUAUUGAAAAUAAUUAAAAAAAGAAAGAGAAACGCUAAACUAAAUAAAUAAAUCUUGAAAACCAGGAAAACUAACGAAAA